Ceutorhynchus assimilis (cabbage seed weevil) is the source of this 1434-nucleotide messenger RNA. The record is from the annotation of a GenBank genome assembly. Lineage: Eukaryota; Metazoa; Arthropoda; Insecta; Coleoptera; Curculionidae.
AAAUGAACCCAUCUCUCUUAAGAGUCUCGCCCAAAAUCCUAACAAGCAAAAACUUCCUAAGACUAAUAUCAGAUAGACCAUAUUCCGAUGGAAAUUACAAGAAAAAUAAUCCGAUAAACAAAAUUGCAUUUGUUGGAGGUUUGGGAAUGGCCACAGCUCUAUUUGCCUCUUAUGCUUUCAUGAAAAAUAAACACAAACAGGAAGCCACCGAUAUGAAAAUUAGCAAAAAUAUCGUUCCCGACCCGAAUACCCUCUUCAAAAACCCAGUCGAUUUGGAAGAAGGCAAUCCAAAGGAAGACCACUUGAGAGAGCAAUACAAUUUUAUCAAAAAAGUCGUAAACGAUUGCGCCGGAGCGGUUUUCUACUUGGAAAUCAGAGACCCAUCGUUGAAAGAUCCAGAAACUGGAAACUCUGUAGUAACUUCAAAUGGUUCAGGUUUUAUUAUAAGCGAAGACGGUUGGGCUUUGACUAACGCUCACGUUGUAAUCAAUAAACCACAAACUAUCGUUACUGCAGUAAUGCGUGACGGCAGGAGUUUUAAUGUUAAAGUUGAAGAUGCAGAUAUGAACAUUGAUUUAGCUUUGCUGAAGCUGGAAACCAAUGAAAAAUUGCCUAGUUUACAGUUUGGAGCUGUUGGUGAUACAGCUGUAGGCGAAUGGGUUGUUGCUCUAGGAAGCCCUUUGUCUUUGAGCAACUCGGUGACUGUAGGAAUUGUUAGUAGCAUCGAUAGACCAGCAGAAGAAUUAGGUUUGAAGAAUUACUCGAUGACUUAUAUUCAAACUGAUGCGAGUAUUACUUUUGGGAAUUCUGGUGGACCUCUGGUUAACUUGGAUGGGGAUGUUAUUGGGAUUAAUAAUUUGAGGUUGACUUCAGGGAUUUCGUUUGCUAUACCUGUUGAAUUUGUUAAAAAGUUUCUACAAAACUCGAAAUAUCGUCUAGUAAAAUCACCAGGACGCAAGACAAGCAAACCCGUUUUCGGAUUGACCACUAUUACAAUAACUCCUGACUUGUUAGUCGAACUGCAUAAAGAAAACGAAAAUAUACCUAAAGAGCUCACGCAUGGGCUGUUGGUUUGGAAAAUUAUACCAGGAACUCCGGCUCAAAUGAGCGGUUUGGAAGUAGGAGACAUAAUAACUCACGUUAAUGGCAUUCCCGUGCAAAAGCCGGUGGAAUUGUACAAUUUUACUUCUUCGAAGAACGUCGUAGAGAUUCGGAUAAUCAACAGAGGAAAAAAGAAAAAUGUCUUUCUUAAUGUGGAAUGAAUAAAAUUACCUUCCUUGUCCUUGUUUUUGUCAAAGUUUUGAGAAACUACAAUGAGAAUAAUAAAAUGUUCUAUUUUUAUUUUAUUUUUUCACAAAUCCUAGUUAUUCGUGUUACUUUUCAUUUUUAAAAUUGACACAUACACCUCUAUCUAGGAAAACUCCUGGAAUUUGC